This is a messenger RNA of Cladocopium goreaui, 693 nucleotides long. The record is from the annotation of a GenBank genome assembly. Lineage: Eukaryota; Dinophyceae; Suessiales; Symbiodiniaceae.
AUGACUUCUGUUGUCUUCUGUAUUUUCCACAACAAAGAUACAAGUCCCUCCAUCGUCUGCCAAAGUAGCAGACGGAUCCCGGCUGAUCUUGCAAUGGCUGGCGUGACCGUGGCAAAAAAAGUGAAGGAUGCCAGAGAUCGUAAGAAAGAUGCAGAAAGAGGUGAGCGAGAAAAACGCUUGGAUGACCUCUUCACCGAGUUAGAUACGAAUGGCGAUGAGUGCCUUGAGGCUUCCGAGGUCAAGAUCCUGCUUCAAAGCUUGGCUGAUGGUCAAGAGCCCUCUGAAGAAGAGCUGACCUUCAUCAUGAGAACCAUUGGCUGCAAGAAAAACCAGCACAUCAACCGUGCUCAGUUGUCUCAGGCCAUUGAAAGCUGGUCUUUAUACCUCAAAGAGUUUGGAACAGAGGGCAGUGCUGGGAAGGUUCUCUUUGAAAAGCACGACACGUCGAAGACUGGAAAGCUCAACCAGGAGGAGCUUCGAUCGUUGCUGAUGGAACUGGCAGGCUCAGAAGUGGAACAAACUGAUGUGGAUUGGAUCAUGGCAAAGGCCGAUGUCCUUGGUGAUGGCAUGAUUGCCAAAAUUGAGCUCAGCCAGGCUAUAACACUGUGGCUACAGAAGUUGGCUGAUGAUGCUGACGCAGAAGCUUCCAGAACGACAACCUCAUCGGGCUCAAGAACGUGCACGCUUUUGUGA